Messenger RNA from Penicillium bovifimosum, 594 nucleotides. RefSeq lists its product as uncharacterized. The transcript has 2 exons. NCBI's taxonomy places the organism in Eukaryota, Fungi, Ascomycota, Eurotiomycetes, Eurotiales, Aspergillaceae. The record is from RefSeq and is a predicted model, not a curated record. The coding region runs from base 1 to 594 and encodes 197 amino acids.
AUGGCGCGCAAUGAAGAGUUCCAAGGUCACGGGAAGAAGCGCCGGGCCCAAGCUGACCCCGAUGGCGCGCAACCGUUAACGAAGAGAUUUGGGUACUUGCGCCUAGAUAAUAUGCCAAUCUCCACUCGGGAAUCCAAGGGGUAUACCCAGCCCUUCCAGCCUCAACAUAACCAACAGAAUAUCGAUUAUUCCCUAGAGCCAAGUGAUACCAUGUUGUUGGAUGAUACCAAACAUACAACAUACAUUCACAAUUUGGAACAAGAAUUAAUGGAAGCUGAUGCUGCCGAUGAAUUGAUCUUUUUACCCUUCGCCGCGAAAGUGCUCUCCGUUCCCCAGUCGGUUCUAUCGGACUCAAAACCCUCGGGCAAAGAACUUGUUCUCUAUACCGAACCGACUUCCCUUACGAUUCCCAAAGAGAAAGAUCACGUUCGAAAGGCAAUUCUUGAAUCAAGAGCACGAGCUAGAGCCGAGAGCAACAAGUCUAUUGUCCAUCUCAACCCUGCCAACCCUGCCAACCCUGUCAACCCUCCCACUGUUUCAUCAGACUUGGAGGACUUAUCAUCACAUGACGAUCCUAUGGAUAUUGAUUGUUGA